Molecule: messenger RNA, 5335 nt
Organism: Liolophura sinensis
Lineage: Eukaryota; Metazoa; Mollusca; Polyplacophora; Chitonida; Chitonidae
Exons: 2
Coding region: 27-2897 (956 amino acids)
Source: RefSeq, a predicted model, not a curated record
UUCCACAUGUGAAAGUAACAAACAACAUGGCAGCUCUUUUCACUGCACGGCUCGGACUGGAGAGACUGGGUAGUACCGGGCUGUUCCUCGCUCUGUCCUGUCUAAUUACAACUGUUUCAUGCCAAAACGUCAGCACAUCUUUCAGCCCUUUAAACAUCACGGAAAGUAACCAGACAGCUGACUAUACGAGCCUUCCCAAAAACAAUUACAGCAGUGUUACCGCAAGAAUGCCUACAACCUCAUUCAUGCCAACUGAGACAAAUACUCCGUUGCCUACCAAAACUGUGGACGCGGCCAUGAAAGAAUCUGCAUCAGUAUAUGACCGUAAAAUUAUUCCUGAGCAUUCGCCACUAUUCUCAUCAGACAUGCCUCAAUAUGAAAGUGAUUCAUCAUUUGUUCUGACUCCUACGUCAGAAUUAUACAAACUGGCAAGUGUUUACAAAGUUGAAACAGAGACGGUUUCAAAAGACUUCUUCGCAGAGCCAGUGAGUUCAGUGUUUCUGGGUGAAGAAAUGCAGUCCGGAACAGCCCCUAUGAAAAGCUUGACAAUAGAACCUACGCCUUCGAUUAAACCCGAGUUAUACGAGCCUGCAACCCUAUCUAGCUCACAGCAUUCGCCAGACGAUUUCAUCGGCUGGGCAACUAGACAUAUCCAGUCUUUCGCCAAGACAGAAUUUAAAACUGGAGCGAUUUUCCCAUCGCAUUACUAUAUCCAUGACAGUAUAAGUGUAAUAAGUUCGUCUGUUCAUUCCACUCGGUACCCUAUGUCAACUUCCUCAUUCCCCCCGAGCAAUAUAAUGCCAUCUUUAACAGCCAAUCCAACCGUGGCCAUGUCUGUCUCUCCACCGGUCGGUUUAGUGAACCCCUCUGUUAGUCAUACCACCGGGGACAUUAAUACACCUGCCUUGUUUUUAUCACCUAGCCCUGUGUUUAAUUUCUCGGAUGUACCUUCGACACAGCGCAUCGAAGAGUCUUUAAUUUCUGUUAAGCAACUGUUUACCACAGUUGCAUCUUCCCAUUCACUUCAUAUCAACUAUUCGAGUUCGGAUAUAUUGUCUGUUUCACGGAUUAUUACCAAUAUGCCGUUGCACUCGGCUGGAUUCGUCACGGAUCAUUUACUCACAUCAGAAACACAAAGUCCAUCAAGGGCACCAUACUACACCCAGGCCCAUAGUAGUGCUAUCCCUACUCCAGUUUUAAGUACAUCUAUCCCGGAUUGGUUGGGAGACUCCAACUCUGAUUACACAACGCACAGUUCACACAGCGCCCCGCCCUUACCUCUUCCCUCGGUUGGACUGAACGAGUCUGUGUCGUAUUCAUUAGAUGUAACGACUGCAUCUUUACUAUACCCGUUUCCUGUGGUGUCCCCAUCAGUGUCCUUUGUGCAUACAACCAUUAAGCCCAGUUUGUCAGUGCCCUUCCCUUCUACAGAGCACUCUGCCGCUCACAACGAGACCUAUCUACCUUCACCUAUGAUUAUUUAUCCAGCAACGGAGGUGGCAUUCAUAAAGUCAUCUGAAACUAUCCGCGAGUACGAUGAAUUGCUGACAUCUUGGUCCGACUUUCCAACGGAGUCUUACUAUACGGAUGAAUAUUAUUACGAGGACACGUCCAUUACAGGUUAUAUUCCUGAGCAGACUGAGUAUACUCCCGAUUUCCCUCUGAGCUCCACCAGAAGUCUUCCCCCAAGCGUUGGGUGGAUCGAAACGUCUGGAACAGAACAGGAUUAUACGUCAACGGAAGACCGAGGUGAAACUGUGGUCCCUCUAAGCCCUACUCUAAGGAUAAUGUCUUCCUCAGUGCACACUACUCUACCCAUUUCUUCGAUGAUUAUACAAACGUCGAGUCAGGCGCCUUACGUGACGACUGCUCCCGAUACACCAGAGUACAUCAAUCAGAAAUACAUCCUCACUUUUAACGGGGAUUGUCAACCGCUGGUUUCUAAUGUGGAGAAAGCGCGAGAAUUCCAAAGCAAGGUAAAAGAGGUCCUUGUGAGCUACCUGGUCAUAGAUCAAGACUCCGUUUAUAUGGAUCGCCUUGCUUGCGGAUCUGUGGAAUCACACGUUAUCUUUUACAAUGCUACUCAGAAUUAUUCGUCCAACUUGGCCAGUUUAGUGUCAUCAGGCGCAUUUCUCGUUGAAAUGGCCUUUUCAGAGACAAAUACGUCCUCGACAUUCCGCGCGUACAAGGUAGAAGAAGCGGACUUUGCGGACUCAGGGGAGACCGUGACUCAGGGAGAAGAGCAGGAGCAUCAUCUAGGAGACAAAGACAUCGUUCUCAUUGUCCUUGCUUGUGUUAUCUGCACAGUUUUAGUCAUUAUUGGCAUCGUUAUAUGUGCCCGACAUAUGUACAGUAAAAAAUACGCACAGUCUUUUAACCUGAUGGACACGAGGCAUGCUAAUCUCAAAAUGGAUGAUUAUACCCUGACACAGUUUCCUCUGCCACGUCGGAGUUAUGGAGAGGACGGUAUUCAGGUACAGUCAUACUCACACUACCAAACUAACGGACAAGCUUUGCUUCCUCCGCAUAACUACAAUGGCCACAAUCAGUCUUCAGACUUAGAUUCGACUUUAGAGCGGUCGGUGGAUCUUGGGGAUAUCAGGUUAGAUGGAAACAAACACUCUUCCUUCGGCACCACCACUCGGACGUUUGACUUCUCACCCAGUGGCAGCCAUUUAUCUGCCAAAGGUGACGGAGAAUGCGCGCUUCCAUCCACCAGCAUGGAUAGCAGCAGCUCCACACACGACCGAUCCACGGAGAAUUUAGUCCCGGGUCUAGGUGGCUCUACUCUCCACGGCUCGGUGAAUCCCAUCUACUCGGGAGACGACACUGAAGGCACAGCCAGUGUAUCCUCCGACCCUCCUCCAUACACAGACACUAGUCAUGCGAACAUGUGACCUCCUUGUCAUAGUUUGAGUAACUAAUAAUCUUUCUAUUUUACAUGGCAAUCGGAAAUUCCGUCAAGGAUACGACUACAUAGGCCUACUAGUGCAGGGUUUCCUAAGUCUGCAGCCUGAGGUGUGGAGGAACGUGUUUUAUGACUAUUUCAGAAUACUCUUGUUUUAAGAAUAACUGCAUGCAAAGUCAACACCCGAGCUGUGGAAAGAUGUGUCUAAAAGCACCACGUGCCUUGAACUUGUUCGAGUUGAGAUGACGGUGUCUGAUAUAGAUAUUGUGGACGGAUGCAGUUCUUGCCAACGAAACUGUGAUGAAAUGUUCAUUUUAAUGCUUUGCCAAAGGGUUAUUCCUAUCUACACACUACUGUUGGUCUCACAAUAUGGCGCGUGUCUUAUCCCCGGAGCCUGGUCAAUUUGCAUUGUUUUAGUGUGACUGUAUAUGUAUAUUAAAUAUAAUGACAACUCAGCAUUAUGAGUUAAUCCAGAGCAGUGGAUUUAAGUAAAUUGCAGUUAACAGCUUGCAUUGAUUUUACCUACUUCUGCCUAAGCCAUGAUCCUAUAGGGACGUAUACGUUCCUACUUUUUGAGCAUAUUCAUGAAAAGUCAAGGUAGUAUUUUCCUCGUAACGUGUGAUCAUUGGCAUGCUAAUUAUCACACUGUCGUCACUGCUCUGGUUUUACUCUCUUUUAUAUUAUAUGUAUCCAGUGAUAAGUACUGGAUGGCAUUUUGAUAACUUGUCGUAUGCUUCAUGCAAUGUUUGCUCAGCUAUACACCAUUGGGGAAAGUUAUGCAAAUCGAUGUUUUAGAACAAUAUGGUACUCACUUUAAGUGAGAAUUGUUUUUAAGUUUAAGUUUCAGUUUUUGAGUUAAUGAUGUCCACAUGCACUUAUUUCUUAGGGUUACGUAUACAUAGCUACCAUGGCAACCAGCUUUGUACGCAUGACGUCGCCAUGGUAGUUACAUAUUUGUAAUGUAAAGAGUGUGUCAUGCAUGUUCUCUCCUAGAUUGCGGUUGACCAUAACGUAAACGUGGACAUCGUCAUGACAGCUCUGUGCGGUCGCUGUGAGUUCAAGUCCAGGUCAUGCUGGCUUCCUCUCCGGCCGUAUGUGGGAAGGUCUGGCAGCAACCUGCGGAUGGUCGUGGGUUUCCCCCGGGCUCUGCCCGGUUUCCACCCACCAUAAUGCUGGCCGCCGUCGUAUAAGUGAAAUAUUCUUGAGUACGGCGUAAAACACCAAUCAAAUAAAUAAAUAAAUAAAUGAGUUCUGUCUGAAGUUGAUGUUUUCCAUGAAACAUGAAUGAACGAUGUGUUUGGGGAUUGGAGUUUUUUCGUGAAUUGCAGUGACAGGUCGCGAAGGAAGGACAAAGUAUGGCAUCGUUUUGGACUAUACCACGGCAGUUCUGACUUGCGUUGGGGUUUUCCAUGAAGUAUGAAUGAAUCGUGAUGUGAUCAGGCAGCAGUCUUGAAUAAUGUCACGGCAGUUCUGACUUGCGUUGGGGUUUUCCACGAAGUAUGAAUGAAUCGUGAUGUGAUCAGGCAGCAGUCUUGAAAAAUGUCACGGCAGUUGACAUGACUUGCGUUGAAUGAGCCAUGAUAUGACAGGUUGCCAUGAACAGUGUCCUGACAGUUCUUGUUGCGUUGGGGUUGUCCGUGCAACAUUACCGAACAAUGUCAUCUCAAUAUGAGCAGUUGGCGUGAACAAUGUCGUAACAGUUCUACUCGUGAAUGGAUAAACUGCACUAUGAAUGAAAGUCCAUCUUUCAUUGUGUCAUGGUUUUCCAUGAAGUAUGACUAGUCUGUGUCAUGACAGAUCCUAUGGGAUAAUGGAAGUCCUGAAAUUGAAGGUGAAGUGAAAGCAAUGUUUGAUAUUUUGACAGGGAAUGUGUUCAUGUAGCCAACAGUACCAUUUAUUCCUUGGUGAAUGUUGGAGGUAAGGUUAAGUUUUACCACUUCAGUAACCGUGAGUUUAUAACCUCAGCUAAUCUGCAUUUGACGGAGUGUUUUGAUGCCAACUCACGUCGCUGCUUAAGCACAAGAACGUUAUAUACCGCUUUAGACUCAUAGUCGUACACCGGUUCCGUGGGGGAAAACGAAGUCGAGGCAUCACCACUUAAAUGUAGAAGGUUUCCCAAGCUUUCGAACCACUUGCCACUUGACAGAGAUCCCAGCAAAUGGGUCGAAGGCUUGUGAAACAUUUUACCUUUACGUGCAGAUGCCUCUACUUCAUUUUUAACGCAAGAAUAUUGCCAAAGUUUUUCCUAUUAUAUUACAUGUGUUUUAAUACUGUUCAUAUCAUGUAUAUUUUUGCUGUCAUCUCAACGAAGUAUACCCGGUACGAUAAGUCAGACAGGUUUAUGGCCAAAGCCUUGUUAAAUGUUGUUUUAUCGUGUAAAUGGAUUGUUAUAUUGAAUACAACAAUAUAUCAAUACAUAAAUAUAUA